Pocillopora meandrina is the source of this 19493-nucleotide messenger RNA. The record is from the annotation of a GenBank genome assembly. NCBI's taxonomy places the organism in Eukaryota, Metazoa, Cnidaria, Anthozoa, Scleractinia, Pocilloporidae.
AUGGCGGACGAACAAAGCCAUGUGCUAUCAGUAAAUCGGGAAAUUGUGGAUCAAAGAAGACAACCACUUACAUGGCGAACACGAAUUUGUUUUGGAGUGGGACAUGUGCUCAAUGAUUUGUGUGCCUCAAUGUGGUUCACCUAUCUCCUGAUAUAUCUUCACAAGGUGAUAAAAUUUUCAAACGCGAGCGCUGGAACACUAUUGUUGAUCGGACAAGUAGCAGACGCUUUGUGCACUCCUCUCGUCGGAAUCGAAUCAGACAAAACAGGCCGUUUCAAGUACGGACGACGAAAGAUCUGGAAUUUGGUAGGAGUUGCUUCAGUUACCCUCAGUUUCCCGUUUGUGUUUAACCCCUGUUUAGGCUGCGAGAACUCUGAACAUUGGGCGCAAUUUAUUUACUACACACCGUUCAUAGUAAUUUUUCAAUUUGGCUGGGCGGCAUCGCAGAUAUCACAUUUGAGCCUGAUUCCAGAACUCACAGACGAUGAGCAUGAGAAGUGUGGUUUGAAUGCAAUAAGGUAGGAAAAAACACUCGGUUGUAAUUAAUAACACAGGUUUAUAAAUGCGGUUUCAAACAGAAAAUUUCGAAAAUACCUUGAUCACCAUCAAUAACAAUUGAUCAUCUCUUGCAUACAUUAUCGAGUGAUCUUCAAUACAAGCACACGUUUUACACGUGAAAAUGGUCGGGCCACCUGCAAGACCUCUCAUCACCGUCUGUUCAGCGUGCGUGUAGGAUUAGGAUAACUUGUAAAAGUUUUGUCCCGGCACGCCGCCUAGGUUUCGUCUUACAGUACAGCCGCCUAUCACAACACGGAAAAAAUUAUGGAAACCCUGAAUUUUAUUUUUUUCUUCUUCUUUUAGUUUCCUGUUUCUUUCACUGAUCAUGGGUUCAGUCGCGCGACGAAAUGUAUAAGCCAUAACAAGCAACUUGAUUUUAUCAACUGAGUUGAUGAUAUGUUAAUGGCCACAGGAAAGAAUUCCUAAGCAAACGUUUCGAGCGUUAGCCCUUCGUCAGAGCGUCCUUCGCCCUGACGAAGGCGUCAUCCUUCGCUCUGACGAAGGACUGACGCUCGAAACGUCGGCUUAGAAACUCUUUCCGAUGGCCGAUUCAGUUGAUAAAACCAAUUAUAUUAUAACAAUUCCCACUAACGCAGGACCACAGUUUCUAAAGGCAUUUUCCCCGUUUUAGCAAUUAUCAAAGAAUGGUAACGUGCGUCUAAUUCCUGUUUCUGAACGCGUAGGGAUUUGCAAGAAAACUAUUUAUUUACCGACUCUCUGACGACUCAGCAUAAAGUAACCUGCGAUAACACGUUUUUGUUUCCUAAUGGGGACUAGUAAGUAGAAAAAGAGAACGCCAUACUACCAAGACAUAGAGAAUUAAAUUUGGGACAGGGCGUGCUCGCAGGCCACUUGACUCUCGACUUCGCUUUCAAACGGUAUUCUACAAACAAAAAAACUGCUUUUCUGCAAAGGCUUUUGGAUUUCGAAAAGAGUUCCAGUGUGUUGUUCACUCACCCGUUAGUUUACUUUUGUGGCAGUCAUUCGGCCAAAUGCGCAAACAAACACGCUCCUAGAUAAACAUUUGUCACUUUCUGAUUAUCCAGUGACACACGAAUGAUUCUUUCAUUAGCAUACAGAAAAUAACCAAUAAACCUGUCGUUUCCGAUAAUCAGUGACAUCAGUGACAUCAGAUCAUCCGAAGGCUACAGGUUCUUCUAAUGAGCCAUUGGAAAAUAUGCGAUGAGAGUGAAGGGGAUGUUGUGAAAGAAUGUGGAGGCUUAAGCCGGUCAAGUUGUAAACCAAAUGGCUGUCUUUUAAAGCAACUCUUUUUUCGCAGUGCUCAAGGAAAGAUAGUUAUACGAUUAUUUCUUCUACAGAUAUGCAGCCACCAGCUCAUGCAACAUAUUUGUCUUUGUUAUCACCUGGCUUUUCUUGGAGACAAGUGACGUCAACAGCGAUUCAAACCAGCUGGGGACAGGAGAUGCAACUGCUUUCACGGUAAAUUAUCCUGGAAAACUUUCGAAGCGGUCUUCUUCAAUUUAUGCUUAGGGGCCUGUAAGACAAAGGGGUUGUGAAAGCAUUUAUGAACCCUUUCGAUUCGUGUGUUUUUUCUUUGUCUUCAGUCUUUUCCCGGAACAGUUUUGUGAUGUCCGUAGCAAACUCUUGCUUUGAUGUUUUCUUGACAAUGAGACGUCUGAACGCUGUUUGUGCCCGUCCCCCCCCCCCCAAUAAUAUUUCUUCGGGUGUCCCUGACAACCUUGUGGUACUCAUUUACACCUUUGAGGGGAAAAAAGUUCUGCCUGGCCCAAGAACUUAUCACAAACGAUACCAUUCACGCUUCCAGCCCGAGGCUCGCGGUGCUGACCAUUAGACCAUUGUGCGGUUUCCAAAACUUAAAAAAAUGCCAUCAAUUCCUCAGCUGUCCCACACAUUCUAUUUGGGUCAGCAAUCCCUCAAAUUCAGGCUUAGCGUUGUUCGUACUUCUAAGUUAAUCUGGCAUCGAUCUAUAUCUUGUAACUAAUCUGCAAAUCGUCGCCGUUGCCGCCAUUUUUAAGUAUGCAUUUGUAAAACUUGUACCUAGAUAGAGUCCAUUUACUUUUGAAGUUUAAAAAAGGUGUUGACAUGCUUUUCACUCAGGCGUUCGUUAAGUAUUUUUCUAAUAUGUUUUAUGCCUUUUUCAGUACGUGGUGUUCAUAGUUGUCGGCACAGGAGUUUUCUUCACGGUUGUCUUUCAUCUCGGAGUGAAAGAACCUUCACGUGACUGUAGCGUUGAAUUCGCAACCCAGUCCAGCAAACGGUCGGCUGCUAACUGGAGAGCUUGGUUUCGAGAGCCUUUGUUUUAUAAGGUGAGGUAACCUGUGCUAAAAGUUGGUUAGAAGAGACGAACGAAACAGCGGGCGCGCAGCAAAAAGUAGCGCGGGGGGCAGGCGGUCGUUUCCCACACAACCGCAACCGCCAUGUGUUACUGAGAAGGCUGGCCCACUCUUUCCGCUCGUCUCCAUUGACGGAGAGCCAGGAAGUUACAGGUGAGAGUGACAAUUCAUUAGGGCAUACUGAUGCCAUAGCCUCACUGAUUUAUUGACUUUUUACUUGCACCUAUCACUCUUUGAACUUAGGGAAAUUGGCUCUCAAUGCACGACAGAAAAAUAAUGGAGCUUUCUUAAUUGUUCAUACAGAAAGCAGUCGAUUGCUUUUUCAUUCUGUGUAGUUCUCAUUGCUCUGCAAAAUCUCAGCUCUAGUGCAAAAACUCGUUUUGUUUUGACUUAAGAAGUUUACAUGCCUCGUUAUAUCUCGCACUUUUAGCGUCUCUCCCGCCUUAUUCUCAGUCUUAGUUCCCGCACCGCGUUCCAACACAAUGCUUGUGACCAAGGAAAGUAUUUGUUUUUAGGUUGGAGUGUUGUACAUGUGUGUCCGAGUUAUCAUCAAUGUCACACAGUGCUAUAUCCCGAUGUACACCUUAGAGACACUCGAUUUAUCCAAGGUGGGUUCGAGUCUUUUUGGUCAUCAUAAACAGCUAGGCUCAUAUGGGUGACCAUUGAAACAGCCCUUAAUGGUUAACUUUCUGUUGCUGGCACCUCUCUGUUUGGGUCAGCGAGCGAGAAUUUUCCGCUAGAUCGCUUAGUGAGUCACUGAGAUUUUCAGCGAAGCCGAACGUCUAACUCUAACAAAUAGAGAUAUCAUUCCUCAACAUCCAAAAGAACGGCUGCAAAUGAGGUUAACCUUUUCCAGGUCUUUUUGUUUAGUAAAGCCAGAGUGGCGAAAGUAAAACGUGCGAAACUUGUAAGUUUGAGGUCGUCUCCUUACUUACAGGAGACCUGGAAACAGAACGUUUCAUCCAACUCGUUCAGUCAUGUUGUAAACGAAUUCAGCUCAGACUUCCAUUUGCAUUCAUUUUUCCACCAGCGAACUAUUGCUAUCAUGCCGUUGGUUGUGUACCUGAGUGGACUGGUAUCUACACUUUUUACCAAACCGUUGAACAAGUGCCUCGGUAGAAAGGUCAGUGUAUGUUUGAAAUUUGUCAGAUCUUGGGGAGCUAUUCAUUUCGGUCCCCGGACGGAAUAAGAAAAGCUGCAUGGUUCGACAUCGUGGUGAUGUAAGUGGAUAGCGAGACACCACUCCCUGUUUUGUAGCUAAGAGUAUGUCAGUUGUUCUCUCUCACGUGUAUCCAAUGCCAAAUGGAUUUUAAAUGAUUAUGCUGACACCUGUCAUAUUUGGCAAGAAGAACUCAUGCGUAUGUCGGAAGUCUUUCGCACAGGAGCGGGAAAAGUGACUGGCCAUACUCGAAGGAUCACGAAACAGUUCUAUUAAUUUUCAGAACGAGCCCAUUCUAUUUACAGACCGAACGUUUCCACGAGCUAGACCUGAUAAAUGAAAAUCAGGCUGAAAAUAACACUGGAAUCGACUGACAAACAUUCUUAUUCAUUAGGUAGAUAUCACUUGUUGUAAUUUUCUUACAUAAAGGUAUUUAUUACUAGCUAUUGGUAUUUUUUUUACUUUUCCAUAUAGACAGUUUUCCUUGGCGGCCUUUUCAUGAUACUUGGAACAAGGUACGUUAAGUCGUAAAAUAGGGUGUGAGUUAUUCAUCGUGGUAAAUGACACUUCAAAAGAGGAAUAUGGCUUCUCUUUAGCUUGUUGGCACGAACAAACCUCCCGAAAGUAUAUAAAGAGCUGGUGAUCGAUAAAAGGCAGUUGUUCACUGUAAAAGUCCUACAGCUUAUUGUUUGAUUAUCUAAUCGUUGGUUUUUUCUACAAUGUAAUGUGGACCUGGGUUACCCUUCCACAAACAACGCAAAAACGAGGGAUGUAAUUACAGCAGCGCUUUCUUGAUACUCUUGAUACGUUUGGAUAUCUAAACGUCACCUAACAGUAAACUACCUACGGCUGUUCUACGCACCUAACAAAGGAUACGAUUGAUUGUCUAAGGGUACAGCGGCGUAUUGAAACGCGCGUGUGAUAAAAGCGUGUGCGAGGGUUGUUAACUUAUUUUGUGAAGUAGCUGUUAAUUCUCGUCGUUGGUAAAGUAAUGAGUCCAGUUUAUUUCCUUUGCUUACAACUUAAAGCUGUUUCUCAAUUUUGUCUUUUCAGUGUUUGGCUUUGGCUUAUUCCUCCACACAGCAAACAGAUUUACUUUGCUAGUGUAGCGCUAGGAUAUGGAGGUUCGACACUGCUGGUGACUGUCUUAACAAUGUUGGCCGAUCUGAUUGGAAACAGCGUUGUAAGAACCAAUGAUUUAAAGUUUAGUGUUAAUAAAGAUGCUUUCCAUUGUUGGAAAUUUGAGGAGUAGCGGUAAUUAUGGAAAUUUGUAACCUUUUUCAAGGAAUAUCCUGGACUCGACCUCCGCCCUAAGCUGAGCGUAUGUUUCCGCUUUUUAGAGAGCUUAAAUACGGCUGGAGACUUUGACUGUUUAGGAAGCAGCUUCCGUCGAGGAAUUAAUGAGAAUUUAUUUUCUAUUGCUUCCACGUUAUUGUCCGGCAUCAUACGUUACAAUUCCAAAGUGUAAUCUCUUACCGUGAUGAUGCUAUUUGUUGCUUUUAUCUUCUUCCGUUAACCUCUCCGUCGUUUCUCGGAUCACCAAUGCGAAAUUAUAACGAUUCCUUUUUUUGUGUGUGUUUUGCAGGAAACUGGAGCUUUUGUAUAUGGAGCGAUGAGCUUUUUAGACAAGAUGUCUAAUGGCGUCAUUAUACAGAUCAUUCAAUUGCUUUAUCCCAAAAAUACUGAUAAAGGGUAAGUUGCUCUCUGGACGGCAAAGCUUGCUCCGGAAAUCAAAUAUUUCUUUUCACCGCCAAUAAAAGUGCACAUGAAGUUAUGACACCGACUGUGUUUUUAUAUUCUAAAAAGAGGCUAAUCUUUUGGGAUAUGUCCUCAGAUAUCCAAAACAUUGGCUUAGAAAGCUGUUAGGUUAUGACUUGCUGAUCAACCAGGCCGCCCACCAGUUUCGUAACAAAAUUUCACUCCUUUUUUUCCAUCCCACGCCGAUUUGUUUUAACCGUUAAGAGCGACACAAAAAGGCAUUCGUGACUGAGAUUAGUGAUUAUUUAUUUUUCUUUUUUUGCAAUAAUUAUAGCAGCAACCGUCUAAAAUUUGUGCGUUAUGUUUUAAUUCAUAUUGCUCAUUAACUCGCAGGUCCAGUGCUGGCGGUCUGUAUUACAGAGAGGUCAUGGUAGUCGCUUCGGGAGUGGCAGCGGUUAUCGCUCUUUUGGUUCUCGCCACGCCGGCAAAAAAGAAGUUAGGUAAAGCUAACCAAGGUAUGAAAAGGAUGAAACCUUUUCCACCGUUUUGGGAUAGUCUGCCCACGACUGUUUGAAGCGCAACGGAUGUGACCGUGUUUGUCAAAUCCCUCGAGAAUUUUAUUUCGCUCGCGCUCUAGAAAAAGAUCAAGGGAAAAUAUACCAACUCAAUUUUCUGCGGACAGGUUAAUUUCGGAAUUGUAUCCCAAGAAAAGUAAACUGUUGUAGAUUUUGGCACGCUUAAUAUACAAAUUUUACAAGAUCGUUUGCGAAAGAAAAUGAUAAAAGCACGCGUUACGUAAGUAAGUGCUAGAAUGAAUCUGUCUCAGUGUACGACUAAGGAAUCGUUUUCGUGAUUCAUGUUUUGAUAUUCGCAAUUGUUUAGCUGUUAUAGGAAUACGUGACCGUUAUUCAUCAUGGUUAUUCAGAUCACGAUUUAUUGUCACGAUCAAUUGUUGAUCGCGGGAUGAGUAGUCAGUAGAUCUUCUGAAAUAACAAGGAGGAAUACUCCCCGGAUAUUUCUUUUUUAGCGACAUGACAGACGCUUUAGUUGUGAUGUGUUGGGCUCGGUCGUACACGAGACAUACCACUACUACGCUAGACUGACUGGUAUUGGUAUGAAUCAUAUAAAGCUAGGUGCUUACUACAAAAUCCCAUUUGCACUGAAGACCACGAAGACGUAAAUGCCAAUUGCAACAGCUGAGAGAGAACCUGCGCGGAAUUUGGAAAGACAGUAGCACUUCUACUAUUUAUUAACGACGAUUAAAAUGUUCUUUGCCUUUUGAAACUGUUGUAUCCUAAAAAAAAGAUAAGGUUUCACCUGCUGUCGAGCCUUGGAACCGUGCUCCUUAAUUGGUUUAAGUUUACAAUUGACCCGUUUCUCCGUGCAUAGCAACUUUUAACAUCAGACGAUUUCAGGGCUACAGCUGUAAUGCUCAUCCUUACUCUGUCUUUUCUCUAUGAGGCCUAGAGGUUGAUUCUAUUCAGAAUACUUGUUUCAUCUCUUCGACAGCUGAGUCGUCGAUAUGGAGUAUGAGUCGAAAGAGGCCUUAUCGUUCUCGAUAGUGAUUUUUGACAGCUGUUUUAUUUUCUCGCUAACAUGCGUAAUUUUCUUUUGUAUCCUAGAACCACAUGGAGCCACAUCCGAUACAUGGUUACAGUCUAGUUCGUGGUCUUUAGUCUGCUCAUCAAAGGAUCCAUUUUUUGCUUCAUAUGAAUCUCCAGCUCAAUUGGUUCUAAGGAGAGAGGCAACUAAGGAUGCCUCAGAGUCUCUAGCUUUUUAUGGUUCUAUGGAGCUAUGAUGUAAUACCAGAAGAUCAAGCUUAAGGAAAUUUCCGUCUACACAGAGUUAAAAUGUUACAGUUUUCAACUCUAUUAACCCUUUGUCUCAUAAGAGUGACCAGCAUCUAACUUCUCCCUACAAUAUAUCGCCCCUGAAUCGCACACGAGGGUCACAAGAAUAAAGGAAAUGAUCACCAACUCAGGAAGGUCUUGAUCGUUAAACAAAUUCUCCUUGUGAACACCUUGGGAAAUGUAUAGAAAACACUAUGGAGAACAUGUAUACUAGUGUUUCGGUGUAAAGGGUUAAAGCUUGCUCUUUUAAUCGAAGUUCUGCUUAUUUUCCUUUUUCCCGCACUGUGCUAUGUAAAAGGAACCUACUCAUGCUAUACUUCUGAGAACAAUUCCUUCUAGUUACAUUCGUUAGUAGAGGAACUAAUAUACCUUUCCUCGAUUUCCUUGUCCCUCCAAAUACAGUUCAUGGAGUUUCCAUUGUAACCGGCGAGCAAGCUCUUGUUUUCAUUGCUUCAGUAGCAUCUCGCAAGUUUCUCGCGAAACUCGCGAGGAAAGUGAGGUCAACUUAACCCUCACGAAUUUCGCGAGAAGCCCGCGAGAUUCUCGUGCGUUAGGGCCAAUAAGAGCCUGCUGGCAUCAUAGCUGUUAGUAUGUCACGCAACUCUCUUGCAGAAAGAGGCCUUUUAGUAAGACAGCCCAAAGAACGGCUGCGAGGGAGACUAGAUAGCGUGGCAUGCUCAUGAUACGCUAGAUGGUCCAGUAGCGCAUAAACCUUACUACCAUGCGGGACUGUAUCAUGCGUUCUAACAACUAAAAUGCAAGGAACAAUAAGCCAGUAAUGUUCGACCAGUUCAUGUCUUCUGUCUAAUUCCCUUUCUAAAAGGUUCGUUAAAAGUUCUAUACAAUACAGACAUCAUUAUUAAGCAAUCUUUUAGUGACGUUGAUUUCCCAACAGCAACAGGGGACAUAGUGUUCUCCGGAAGCCCCAGUGGCCAGCGCUGUCGCCGGCUUCUUGCUUCUGAAGCGCUUGCCGCUUUUAAAAAGAGAUAAAACAGUUUAAUACCUGUCUUAAUUGAAAAAAAAUGCUAUCUUUGCUGGCUCCUGCUUUUGAUGGCUGGCUUCAAAAAAACACUGAAAUCUCGGGAGAACACUGAACAAGGUGGCAUGAUCGUCCUCAAAGUAGGGUUUCAAAAUUUAACUUAUGUCAGGCGAGUAAGUGACGUCAAUUGAAAAAUGGGUUGAUUUCUGUGCGUGGUGUGAUGAGAGAUUCUUAUUGUUGUUUGCCAAACUUGCAUUACCAUCAAAGGGAAAAGGAUUUAUCAGUAGCCUCGUGAUUAUCGCAUGAUUGAUAUUUUAAUCAUUUUGAGAGUGGAAAACAGGAAAGAACAAUAAUUUGUCUGUGAUCUAAUGCACUACGUGGAUUACAUGACUUAACGUAAUUGUACUUUACAAAAUAAGAUAACCACAGGCAGCCAGGUUUUUUCUCUUCAUUAGCUGUAUUUCGUAUUUCCUAAAAUGCAAAUCGACACAUAAAUAGCUAAGAAGAGUCUGGUCAACUGUUGUACUGGUCAAUUUUUUGCAAAACUCGAUUAUAUGGUUGAGAACGCGCACCUCUAUCCACAAAAACUCUUCCCACCCCCCAGCGGGGUAGAGAUUUUUUGUUUAUCAUAUGACAAAGCACGUGACUUUCUUAUGAUGUCUAUAAAUAUUAUCAGCCGGUAGAGUAGAGUAGUAAGAAAAUCAGUGUUAGGUAUCGAACUUAACUUAGCGUGGCUGGCUUAACUUAUGAUCUUAAAUCAAGAUUGUGUGUUUUAAUUGAGUCAGCAGAGAGAUAAGUUAUCCUUAACCGACGACAAAAUUUUCGUGACGGGAAGUCGAUUUCUAAAGGAUCGCAAGUACAAGUAAUCUUCAUCGUGUAGUCGUUCCUCAUCAACUGAAAAAAGACUUUAGCAUGGCCCAAUGUAUCGAAGGAAAGAUGAAAAUGACCUGGAGAACUAGAAUUUGCUACGGAGUCGGUCAUAUUCUUAAUGACCUUUGCGCUUCAAUGUGGUUUACAUAUCUUCUGCUUUACCUUCAUAAGGUUGCUCAAUUUUCAAAUUUGGCUUCGGGAACUUUGCUGUUGAUCGGUCAAGUCGCUGAUGCUCUUUCAACGCCGUUUGUUGGUGUGGAAUCCGAUAAAACCAGAGAUUGUAAAUACGGUCGCAGAAAAGUCUGGCAUCUCGUUGGAGUUGUGUGCGUUGCUUUUUCUUUUCCAUUCAUUUUCAAUCUCUGCAUUGGUUGUGAAGACGCAUCAACUUGGGCCUUGUUCGUGUACUAUGUUCCCUUUAUUGUGAUUUUCCAGUUCGGCUGGGCAUCAACGCAAAUUUCUCAUUUAAGCUUGAUUCCAGAACUGACGGAUUGCGAAAACGAGAAAGUUACCUUAAAUGCCAUCAGGUAAGUUCAAGUUUACGUAACGUUGCCCGUGGAUGCGUGAGAAAACAUCCAUAAUUAUACUUAAACUAAUGCACAGCGUACUUCUAAAUGGUACUUUUAAAUGCAAAGCAGCCUUUUCUGUUUUUGCCUCUUUUCUUUUUUAUUUUUUACUAUCUCAACUCUCAGUUACUUUUGUAUCGUGGAACGUGACGUGAUUUCACAACAUAGAGGUCUACUUGUAACAACAGUAGUAAGGCCGCCUAUUUUAUAACAGCCACUAGUCGACCAGGAAAUCACCAGGUACAUUAUAGGCUAGAAGUAGGAUACAAGUAUACACACACACUCACACAGUGUUCUGGCAAAAGUUGUUUUGCCUUAAGUCUAACAGUAAGUCAGCAUCAACUGGAACCAAGAAAUUUAGAAGGAGACAUGGUUUGAUGCUACUCUGGUUUACAGAUUAAUGAAUGUAACAGAAGAAGUUAUAAUUCAUAGACCCAACGUUUCAACACUCCUGUCUAGUGCCUUCAUCAGGGGUGAUCUAAAUGCUGCAACAAGAGGUCCUUUUAAAGGAUCACUAAUUAGCUGCCUUUUUCCUGACGAGGUGUAAAUAGGUGUCAGGAAACAAGCCACCAUUGUCACAAUUUAAAGGAAUGUGGGCGGAGUUAAUAUGCCAUGUCUGAUUGUCCACCUGGUUGCCGUGUGAACUUUAAUAUAUUUUAAGUUUAGAAGAAAUUUUUACCCUCAUUGGUAUGGAUGAAAUUUCAAGAAAAGUACCUGUCCUUUCAAUAGAUUAGGAAGUGAUUAUAAAGCAUAACUACUGAGGUCUGUGGAAGGAAGCACAUAUAUAGACUUAUGCAGAGAAUGUGCGUGGAAAAAUAGUUUGGCCUCUAGCCGUACUUGUAGUUUGAGUCAAACACAACUAUGCAGGUACAGCAUUGAUCUAAAGAAGGGAGCACAUGCAUGCUAACACAGAAAUUUCUAAGCGCAUCUUUGGAUUUAGUCUCAAAAAGAUGAAUAAGUAUAAGAAAUGGUGUGGAAGUGGGGAAUGCCACUGGAGGCAUGAAUCAAGGGCCCUGAUCUGAUCUGAUUGUUAAUUCUUGCCUGUUUCCUUUCAUUUCCUUGUAAAUUAGUUAUGAGAACUUGGUUCUAGAUCAAGAUAGCAGCUUCUACCUGAUAAGUUUGAAUAGUCUGAUUACCUGUUUGUUGAAGAAUGUAUGGAUAUUGUAGGGAGAAGUUUUACGUUAAUCACUUCUGGGAGUUAAAGGGUUAAAGGUUAACUCUACUCAUGGAGGCCUCUACAAUCUAAACAUAAAAAAUUUUUAUUAAUCAAAACAUACUAGAUGUGAGAAUUUUAAGUGAAUUUAAAUUCAGGAUGAUGCUGCUUGAUAAAUACCAGAUUAAAUCCAUCUUGGAAAUGUGACAUGUGAAUUAGAAUGUGCUUUUUCUAAGACACAAAUGUUUGUCUCAUCUGUUUUAUUUUUUUUCUGUUGCAUAUCAAAUUUCAAUAUUAAGGGAACUGAUUUAUCUAGAAUUCAUGUAGAAUAUUACCAUAGAUUUUUCAUUCCAGUUAAUAUAUUAAGCUUAUGCAAAUAUAUGAACACAGAAUUUUGUAACAGUUUAUGCAAGUUCUAUGAUUAGUGUUAGCCUUAGUUAUCUUUUGAAAACUGAACACUCUUUUUUUUAUCACUGACAAUUGAUUUAAUAAUCAAUGUCCCAGCCAGAGUUUGAAUUUUAUAUUUUUUCAAGUAAAGAUAGGAUUUCAUUACCUUUUCAGAUGUUACAUGUAAAGGAUCAGCAAUUUAACUAGUUGGUUCAAACCUUCUUGUUUUUUUCUUCUUCCCCAGAUAUGCUUGUACAGUUUCAUCAAACAUUUUUGUCUUUUUGGUGACAUGGGUUCUUAUAAGUACAGAAGGAAAUGGCACAGACAAACUUUCUCCUUCUGACUCAACAGCUUUUAUGGUCAGUGAAUAAUUUUUGUAAUUCUUAAGUCUUUGCAGCCAACAAUAAGUUUUGGUGUAUUGUGGUAGUGUUUAGUGAAUAAAUAUCCACCAAAGUGUAAACAUACUGAAAUAUGGUCAGAAAUGAAACUCUUCCCAUGAUCUUUUCUCUUCUGCCUCUUGAAGGUGAGCAAUACUUGCUAAUCACUUCUGAAUUAGCCAAUCAAAGAAAAGCACCUUUCAUCUGUGUGGUACAUACUAUACCCAGAUAUCCCAGCCCUAGAUCUCAUAGAUGAGAUUAACAUUACAAAUAACUUCUCUUUGCAAUUGACGUAUAUCAUGCAGCAAACAACAUAUGAAAACAGAAGCACUGAUUGGCUGCUCAUUGGUGAUAUUUUCCCUUUAUAACAUAAUUCUAAACUAAUCUCACCAUUAUUUAACUAACCAGUUUUGAUAACAGAAAAAGAGUUACCAGCUAGCAAGGAUGAGAAUCAUUAAUUGAUUAGGUGUUGACAGUUGAGAAACAGCUGAUUCUCAAUUCUUAUUUGUGUGUCAAGGAUCAAGAAUUGAUUGUUCAAGAUUAAGAAUGCAUUUUUUUUUUAGUCAUCAAUGAAAGAGUUGGGUACCUUAAGUUAGUGAUGAAUUUAAUCUUUUGAUUGUAUAGGACUCGUAAGUCUUCAAUUUAUGACAUAUUCUGUUCCAGUAUGUUGCAUUUAUUGUGGUUGGCACUGGUCUCCUGUUCAUGUUGAUAUUUCAUAUCGGACUGAAAGAGCCUCCAAGAAGUUGUACAUAUGUGUUUGCAAAUGAAAGAAGUAAAAGAAGUGCUGGAAACUGGAUGCAUUGGUUUAAAGAAAUCCAGUUCUAUCAGGUUUGUUUGAAAAUUAGGAAAAAAAACUCUUUUAGUUCACAACAGAUAUACAAUUGGACAAAAAAGGGGCACUUGACUCAGUACUAACAAUUAACUAUUACUUAUGAUAAUUAUUUCCUCUUAUAACAGCAGGCACACAAUUUACUAUUUUUAUUUACUAUUAUCAUUUAAUAUUUAUCUUUUUUAUUAUUAUUGCUGCAGCAGCUUUUAUCUGAUGGUAAGAUCUUUCAAAUGGACAGAGAGCUGCAAAACAUAUAAUAUUGUUGUUUGCAGCCUGAGAAUUUUUUUCACGCAGUUAAUUUUCAUUUUGCCUUGAUGAAUGUGCAAUAUCUAAUCAUGGAAUUGGAGAAUAACUUGAGUUUGUUUGAAUACUAGUCAUGAGGAUGAUGAUGUAACUUAUUUUCAUUGAUUUGGCAGGUGGCUGCUCUCUAUAUGUGCACUCGACUGAUUGUUAACAUCACCCAAGUUUAUAUCCCCAUGUACGCUCUUGAAACACUGUCGUUAAGAAAGGUGGGGUGAACAUUCACUGUUUUAAAAUACAGUACUGUAAUAGAUCCUCAAGACUUAUAAGUACCCUUUAAAUAAUUUAAGCACCCCUCUUAUGGGGCAGUAUUUGAAUGAGCACUCUUCCUGCUGUUGUACACAUGCAUGCUGGUGAUAAUAUAAAAAAAUUAAAGCAGCAUUUGUAUCUUGGCACUAUCUACAAAGGAUUAAAGCACAGGGCAUGCAGAUUGAAGUGUUUAAGGUAGUAGAAGAUGUCCUUUUUCAUCAGUUACAUCAGGGGUGUGAUAUUUGUGCAAAUAAGUGCUGAGCCACUUAUUUAAUUUUUUUCACCUCAUGUGGGAUAAGAUGUACGUCACCCUGAAGUAAGCAUCCAGUGUCUAUAAGUAACAUUUAUGGGGGGAGAGGGGGGGGGGGUUGAGUAAGAGCCUUGGUGUAUGUGAGUACCCCCAGAGGUCUUUUAAUGCUCUGUAAACUUUGAUGUUCAAAGUCUUUCCUUUAACACUGCAUUGAUUCUGUCUUUGUAACUUGGCUCACUUUUUUUAAAACAAUCUACACCUUAAGAUAACUUUUCUUUCUGUUUCAGGACACCAUUGCUAUAAUUCCUUUAGUCAUUUAUGUAUGUGGAUUCUUGUCCACAUUCCUUUCAAAACCAUUGAACAAGUGCUAUGGUAGAAAGGUAGGGGUAUUUUUUGUGAUAUUUAGUUGAUUUAUCACUGAUUACCACUGACUGUGAUGCUCUGACCUGGUUGAUUUUAGACUAAUAACACCCUCAUAUGUAAACAAGUGUUUCUGCGUACUUUGUAUUGUUGGGUGAUGAUGAUAAACAGAUAUGCCUGUUCAAAUGAUUACACACAGUUGAUUCUAGAGAUCUAUUUAUUAACUGAUCUCAUUGGUUGAUUUUAUGUCAAUCUAAGUUGCAUUCAUUAGCCUAUGCAAGGUGAUUUAACAAUCUACAUUGUUCUCAUCAACUCUUUUGAGUAAAGGGGUUGAGGGUUUUGUCUUUCAGUGAGUCUCUAGGAUUUUGCUUUCCUAUGUUUAGAUUUUUUUGGAGUACAUUCCAAGGGUGUUUCCUCUGGGAUAAUCUAUAUCUAAAUUAUUUCAAAAGAAUGCUUUGUAAGUCUUUUUACAAAAUUUGUCUUCUAGGGUACAUUUUUCCUUGGACUCCUUAUGAUAGGAGGUGUGAGGCAAGUUGUUGAACCAAAUUUUUUCUUUGUGAGAUCAGUAUUUAUGUGUUUCAAUGUUUAAACAAAUUACAGUACAUGAAAUUGUUGUUUUUGUUUACAUUUUCCAAAGGCUAACUUAUAAAAUAUGUGUUAAGAUUCUUAAGGAUGGAGAUUUAUUACAAUAAAGCAGCAAAACACUGGAUGAAACAGCAAAUAAGAUAUCAAAGGGGAAAAAAAGUAAAGCAAUAAUGUAGUCUGAAUUAUUGAGUUAUUGGUGAGAUUUUUCCAGUGUGUAUAAGAAUGAGGGCUUGAUGAGCAGAUGUGACGCAAUAUUCUUGAAAGUUGUUUGGUUCUUGCAUGUAUAUGUUUUGGAGAAUUGAUCUGUUUUGUUGGUUGUUUUCGUUUUUCCCCAGUGCAUGGAUGCGUUGGAUAGGAGAGAAAGACUACAUAUCAGCAUAUGGAGCCUCUGCUUUAUUAGGAGUUGGUGGAUCAACUUUACUUGUCACUGCUUUGACUAUGCUUGCAGAUCUGAUUGGGGAGAAUGUGGUAAAUGUUGUCUUGUUUGGCCUGAUUAAGAUUUUGGUGUUGCAUUUUUUCCCUAUUUAUCUGAUAUGAUAAAUUGUUUGUGUUUAUUCCAGGAAACAGGUGCAUUUGUGUAUGGAGCAAUGAGUUUCACAGACAAACUAUCCAAUGGACUUGCAGUACAACUCAUACAGAUAUUUCAUCCAUGUAACAAAGUGGGAGAGUAAGUAUUAUUAACUAAUGGAUUAUAGUAUUUUCAUUGACCAACUUUGUAUACAUCAUAUUUUGUGAAUUCACAACUGACUGGUACCUGAGAAUUCUCACAUGAAACUUGCAAUGCUUUGAUUUAUCAAAACAAUGUCAAUUGUGCUGCACAGUGAUAUUGUUUUGAGGAAGCAUUAUUGAUCUAGCUUGUCAUCUUGGUCAGAUGGCAUCAGACACAAACUAACUAGUAAAAGGCUUGUGUUAGUCACAUGUACUUCUUACAGUUGUUCUUGUAAUAACUGUUUUGCAAGAAGACAUAUGCCCAAAUAGUCAAAUGUUGAAGUACUGUAUAUUUGAUUAACAGAGGAAUAGUGUGCUGAUGCAACUCAGUAGACUUUGCCAAGAGAAGUAUCUCUUAAAUCCAUAGUCAAGGUGAAAAUGUGCCAUUUUUUCUAUUACUCGCUUAAUGCUUUGGACAUAAGUGACAUUUGUGAUCCCUGCAGUAUGCAGGCCGCUUGUCACAUCUAAACCUGGCAUACACAACCCAUGUAUUCUACAAAUGUAGUUCACUAGUGAGUGAGUCCUCUACAUCUCUGGCAAAGCAAUGAAGUGUGAAAUCCAAAUUCUGUGGUUGGAUUCCUCAUGGGGUACUCAGAUUGGUUUCUUUGUUCCACGCUCAUGACAAAACGGAUGACAUCCUUCUAUGUAGGACUGAAGACUAACGUGAGGGGUUUUAUUUCUUUGGAAGAUCUUACCUUAAAAUAGCAGUAGUCUUUAAAGGUAUAUGGACUAUUCACACGCCUAAUUUCAUGACACCAAGCAUCUUUUUUUCGAGUCUCUAGCUGUAAUGAGCUUUCAAUGUCAACUCCAUCAAGAUGGUAAUUUGUUACACAAAAGGAUAUCCUUCUGUUUUAUCUUUGAAUGAUAGUCGGUGCUUGACGUCUCUGUAUAACCAUAAUAUGACGAGUUUGAUGUCCAGGGAGAAAAACUGGCCUUAGAUCCAGGUGGCUGAGAGCUCACGAGUCUUUCUUCUCUUGAGAGCAACGUCCUUGUUAUUAAUCUUUGUUGUUACUGCUGCAAAUGCUUUGGAUAACCUGUGCUUCUUAUCAGUGCACCCUCUGCCAUGAAAGAGUCGCGUUUGGUGUCUCUGCUUCCUAACUGGUGGUUUAUUAUUAAAGUAAUGUGACUCUGUGGAUUGUUUCGCUUUUCACCACAGACUUCUUUAUUUUCUGGCCACUUUUUCGCUCCAAGCCGAUUCUUUGUAACACUGACUUCUUACGAGUACUCUGACUCGCUCUUAUUUUCUCGGUAGCUUAUUAGAGAACUCCUUUGGUGUCACGGUGUUGUCUACUUUAAUAGGAAAUUUGUGAAAAUAAGAUUUGACCUCGCGUGAAAUUAACACAGUUGAGACAAAAACUUUGGUAACUGUGUUGUGUUGUAAGGUGCGCCAUUUACCCUGAUGUGGUAUGUUUAUGGCAGACCUCCUAGUGAGUAUCUUCCUUGGAAAGGCGUUUAAUUCAGUGCGGUAUUGUUACUGUGCUUUCAGAAUUUUCUCGCCUUUCCAUUCUACUAAGAGGUUAUGACGUCACGCCAAAGUAAUAUUCUCUCACCGAUUGGUAAAUCUUCGUUUUCUUACACGAAGAUUUGCCAUGAACAGUAUUUAUUUCAUCUAGAAUAAGAACGUGUUUAUUGUAUUACGUUAUUUUUCGUUUUGAUUAGAAUUCUCAUCAGAAUAUCAUAACCUGGCUCCGCUUUAACUUGUAGCUAAUGAAUGCCAUGUAACAGCCUUUAACCAGCUCCUGCUUGCUUGCUUGUACGCCAGCGUGCGCCUUAUCAGACUACUGGUAGUUACUUUAUUUUCAAUUUCUUGUUUCUAUACUUUUGUUUGCUCGAAAGUCAUGUUGCAGUACAUAGUCCUUGGAAUGGAAACUCUACAGCUUCCCCUCAUGGAAUAGGACUCAGUCAUUCUCACAUGUACGAGUUUCAAUCAACCAACUUCAUGGUCAAAUAAUUACAAUUACGCUGUAAUAAAUCGUUUUUUAAAUGCAAAUCUUUAGUCGCACUGUGAGCAGCAAGUACACCUUCUAUAACUUUCUGCAGUAUUCACGUCGUUUUAAGACGUCUACCCGUUGAAAAUAAGCUAUUUUCGUGAUUUCCAUUGCCUCUCCUUGAAAACGGGAGUAAGUGAGAAGCCAUUUCACGACAAAGUUUAUCAACGUAGCCUCGUUUUGAAAGUGAGGGUUUUGUAGAAUCGUAUAACAAAAUUAGUAUACUGCGUUAAAGAGUAGUUGAUCGGGAACGUGAGCGUAGACAUUUUUGAAAGGUGGACGGCCUUAUCAAAGGUAACGCAAUACUCCUAGUGCGCUUUGGCUUCAAACUAACAACUGCAAAGCCUUCGCUUGAGCGCGUGAAACUGAAAGGCACGGCAGAAGCACUGUAGUGCGUGUGGCAUACAGGUGGUAGAGAGCCUUCACCUUUCGGCUGCUAAAGCCUCGCUUACCAUACGUUUAAACCUGAACCAUUAGCGUUAACUGAACUUUUUAAUUUGCUGAUCGGUUAUUUUUAUUUCCUUAGGACCUGCUGCGCAGGCUGUGGUCCAUACUACAGAGAGGUUAUGGUGUAUGUUGCUGGUGGGGCUACCAUAAUAUCAAUGCUGGUUCUAAUCAGCAUGUUGAAGACGAAAAUAGGAAACUUCGAAGGUAAAUUUUUUUAGUUGUGAGGAAAAGCCUCAAUUGUAUUUUAAUAUAUUUUUAUUUGUUUUUUUAUUUAUUUUCGUUGGAAUAGACUCUCAGGCUCUCAUAAUUUUCAUGUAUCUUUACCCAAUUCUUCUGAACUGACUACGCAGUGCAUAAAGCGACCAGUUUUUAUUAUGCAGCAUCAGACUAAAUCCCGAAAGUACUUUCGAAAUUGGUAGAUUCUUAGAAACGAGUUUUCUUAAUGUUGAGUUCGAAUCAGCAGCAUUGCAUCCAUAAAAUAAACAAUAUCCUGAAAAAAAGUAGUAAUGUAAAAAGGCACUUGAGCGAAGACGUGUCUGAAGUUUUGAACUUUUUGUGGUUCUUCUUAUAGAAUCUGGGAAAGUAGAGGCGAACGUACAAGAUAAACUGCUUGGUCAGAACGUUUCAGUGAGUACCAGCGUGUCAAGAUCUAUAGGAUCGCCGCCCAAUCAAUCGUGCCUUAUGUACGAUCCUACGACCUCGCCCAAGUAUGGAUCAAUACAAGGGUCACCUCACGAUGUACCAUGCUCCAUACAAGAGGAUUUCGGUAGUCCACAGGAGAAGGCAAGAAGGAACUGUGAGCGGUGAUCAUACGCUGAAACAUCUGAAAUGUGAUUAUUGAUAAGAGUAUCACUGUUGAAAGGAAUGUACACGAGAGGCAAUACGUUCCUAAAUGUGAAGCUAAUGUGUUGCCCAUCUCAUAGGAAGUCGAGAGAUAUGGCUGAAAUUUGGAAGGCACUAACUCGAGGUGUUCAAGCGAUCGAUCACCUGAGAAUUUUAUAUCAAAUCACAAUUCCGGUAACAAAAAUUUUGCUGGCACUAGCUUAAGGUAUUGAAGCGAUUCUAAAGGAAUUAUUCUAAAAUCUUAACUUUAAAGAAAGAAAUUUUAUAACGGUUUCGUGUUUUGGAGAACAUGGAAUGUGUUAUUGGCUUUUCUUUUUUCUGUAUUUGAGUAAAUAAUUUUGAAUACAAAUGGAAACUACAUGGAGAAAUAUCUACAGCCGGUCUUUUUCGGAAUCAUAUGGCCGGUAAAUAUAAAUAAAUGAUAAAACGGUAUAUUUAAAUGAGAAUUGAGAAGAGAAGAACUCUUUCAUUCUGAAUUGAAUUGAGUUGAACUUCAUACAGAAGAAUACAAAUAUCCCAAGACUGGAAACGAUAAAAGAAUUCGUGUUGCAUCUUUUGAUGCAGAGAGCUGGUUUAUAUUUUCACCAAAUUUUAAUGGUUUUCUCCCUUUCACAGAGAAAAGCUCACCAAAUGCAUGGAACUUGAUUAACCCUUAAACUCCCAAAAUCUCAUUAGUAAUUCUCCUUGCUGUCAUUCAUACAAUUCUUGUGAUGAUAGUUUUGAGAAUUUGGUAUUGGAUCAACUCAAUCCUUUAAGCGAUAUUUUUAUUUAUUCUUAUCACUUGUCUGCUUGAUAUUGUAUUGAUAUCGUAAAGAAGAAUUAUGUCAUGGGCAUUUAUGGGUGUUGAAGGGUUAAAAGUUUAAUCAGUCUUUAUAAUGAAGCUUCGCCAUUUAUGGUUAAGCAUCACUUCUUGAUACCUUUUCAUACAACUUGAAAAAAGCGAUAAUUUUCAGAAAGUAGCGCAGUAUUUAAGGAAACAAAGAAAUGAGAUAAAUACAAUUACAUAAAUAAAUUAUGCAUAUUUU